Messenger RNA from Biomphalaria glabrata, 855 nucleotides. RefSeq lists its product as uncharacterized. The coding region runs from base 1 to 855 and encodes 284 amino acids. The record is from RefSeq and is a predicted model, not a curated record. The transcript is spliced from 3 exons. Lineage: Eukaryota; Metazoa; Mollusca; Gastropoda; Planorbidae.
AUGAGUCGGUGUUGCGCUAGCGGUGGUGAUGGUGGUGAUGAUGGUGGUGAUGGUGGUGAUGGUAACUCAUUGCUGACCGGCGGUGAUUUAAUUUUUCGACCUUUGUCAACACUGAGCAGACACAAUUGGUCUCGAGUGGACAAAGUGAUGGACAAACUGGUCAAUCGAUUGGAGAAAGUUCAUGAUGACCCCUGGUUGAGACAUGACGUCAGCAAGAGCACUUCAGAAAGGUUGAGACAUGACGUCAGCAAGAGCACUUCAGAAAGGUUGACACAUGACUUCAACAAGAGCACGACAGAAAAGUUGACACAUGACUUCAACAAGAGCACGACAGAAAGGUUGACACAUGACGUCAACAAGAGCACGACAGAAAGGUUGAGACAUGACUUCAACAAGAGCACGACAGAAAGGUUGAGACAUGACGUCAACAAGAGCACGACAGAAAGGUUGAGACAUGACUUCAACAAGAGCACGACAGAAAGGUUGACACAUGACGUCAACAAGAGCACGACAGAAAGGUUGACACAUGACGUCAACAAGAGCACGACAGAAAGGUUGAGACAUGACUUCAACAAGAGCACGACAGAAAGGUUGAGACAUGACUUCAACAAGAGCACGACAGAAAGGUUGAGACAUGACGUCAACAAGAGCACGACAGAAAGGUUGACACAUGACGUCAACAAGAGCACGACAGAAAGGUUGACACAUGACGUCAACAAGAGCACGACAGAAAGGUUGACACAUGACGUCAACAAGAGCACGACAGAAAGGUUGACACAUGACGUCAACAAGAGCAAGACAGAAAGGUUUACACAUGACGUCAACAAGAGCACGACAGAAAGGUUGACACAUUGA